Molecule: messenger RNA, 1101 nt
Organism: Chrysochloris asiatica (Cape golden mole)
Lineage: Eukaryota; Metazoa; Chordata; Mammalia; Afrosoricida; Chrysochloridae
Gene: METTL24
Product: methyltransferase like 24
Exons: 5
Coding region: 1-1101 (366 amino acids)
Source: RefSeq, a predicted model, not a curated record
AUGGCUCGGGAGAGGCCUCCCGGGAGGGGCUGCGGCGACCUGCGCCUGUGUCUGCUCGGCGCCGCACUGCUGCUUGGCCUACGGCUUUGCGCCGAGCUGAGGUGCGCAGGGCCCGGGCCCCCAAUCGGCAGUGCCCUGCCGGGCCAGGCCCCCGGGUCUCCUGGGCUGCACCUGCCGCCCACGCCGGGUCCACAGCGCGGCGCCAGCAGGAGGCAAGUGACCUAUGUGCGCAGCGGGCGCCGAGCGCCUCCGGGGGGCGGCGGGCGCGGGACACCGGAGCCGGGCUGCUGCGCCCCACGCGGACUCCCCCGCCGGAAGGGUCCCCGGUGGCACAUAGAUCUCCAGCCUUGGGCAGGUCCCGCUCAGUCCCUGGAUGAAGAAGCCGGGAGGUUCCUGAACUAUAUCAGCACCACCCAGAUUGCAUGUGAUCACAUGAGCACAGAUAGCCUAGCUACGGACGCCAGCUCUGCAAAGAAACCCUGGUCAGUCUGUCUUGAUGACCGCUUUGGCUUAGCUCAUCAAAUCCGAAGCAAGCAGUGCCGCCUCUACUCUUUGGGGCUAGGAAGUGAGGAUACUCAUUUCGAAGUUAGCCUGGCCAACAGUGGGUGUGAAGUGCAUCGCUUUGAUCCCAGUGUUAAAUCACCGCACAUUCUGGAAAGUCAGCACCUGUGGUAUCACCGCCUGUCCAUCGACUGGCGAGACCCCCAUCCAGCUGUUGCUGCACAAAAACCUCAUGGCAACACCAGAAAACUGGGAACCAUCUUGAAUGAAUUUGGACAUCACAAGAUCGAUGUUCUAAAGGCAGACCUAGAGAGUGCCGAGUGGAAAGUUUUGGAAAAUCUUAUUCUGGAAGACGUCCUCGAGCAGAUUGGACAGCUUGUCUUUGAGAUCCAUCUCCACUGGCCUGGAUUCGAGGUCAGUGGCAGCGACAGCAGUGUCGUGCGGUUCUGGUACAGUCUCCUCAAAGAGUUAGAACUAAAGGAUUUCAGGCUUUUCCACAGUUACAAAGACUUAUCUAAGCCUCAGCGCUUCCUGAAGAGGGAUAUCUUCAAUGCCAGUAGCUGUUACAUUCUGAGUUGGGUGAACACAAGAUGGAAAUAG